Molecule: messenger RNA, 2359 nt
Organism: Talpa occidentalis (Iberian mole)
Lineage: Eukaryota; Metazoa; Chordata; Mammalia; Eulipotyphla; Talpidae
Gene: CLCN7
Product: chloride voltage-gated channel 7
Biological process (GO): transmembrane transport; chloride transport
Cellular component (GO): intracellular membrane-bounded organelle; lysosomal membrane
Molecular function (GO): voltage-gated chloride channel activity
Source: RefSeq, a predicted model, not a curated record
CCCGCCGCCGGUCCGUCCCCCGAGGGCCAUGGCCAACGUCUCCAAGAAGGUGUCGUGGUCCGGCCGCGACCGGGACGACGACGAGGCGACGCCGCUGCUGCGGAGCGCGGGGCGGCCCGAGGCGCAGGCCGGCGACGACGCGCCGCUGCUGAACGGGGCCGGGCCCGCGGCCGCGCGCCAGUUGCCCCAUUCGGCGUUUUUCCGGGCCGGACAGAUGAGCAACGUGGAGCUGGACGACGAGCUUCUGGACCCGGAGACGGACCCCCCGCCCCCCUUCCCCAAGGAGAUCCCGCACAACGAGAAGCUGCUGUCCCUCAAGUAUGAGAGCCUGGACUAUGACAACAGCGAGAACCAGCUGUUCCUGGAGGAGGAGCGGCGCAUCAACCACACGGCCUUCCGCACGGUGGAGAUCAAGCGCUGGGUCAUCUGCGCCAUGAUCGGCAUCCUCACGGGCCUCGUGGCCUGCUUCAUCGACAUCGUGGUGGAGCUCCUGGCCGGCCUCAAGUACCGCGUGGUCAAGGACCACAUCGACAGCGUCACGGACAAGGAGGGCCUGUCCUCCUCCCUGCUGCUCUGGGCCGCCCUCAACGCCGCCUUCGUGCUGGUCGGCUCCGUCAUCGUGGCCUUCGUAGAGCCGGUUGCUGCUGGCAGUGGGAUCCCCCAGAUCAAGUGCUUCCUCAAUGGGGUGAAGAUCCCCCAUGUAGUCCGGCUCAAGACCCUGGUGAUCAAGGUGUCCGGUGUGAUCCUGUCCGUGGUGGGUGGACUGGCCGUGGGAAAGGAGGGUCCGAUGAUCCACUCGGGCUCUGUCAUCGCAGCCGGGGUCUCCCAGGGGAGGUCGACGUCGCUGAAGCGCGACUUCAAGAUCUUCGAGUACUUCCGCAGAGACACGGAGAAGCGGGACUUCGUCUCAGCGGGCGCCGCGGCCGGCGUGUCUGCAGCCUUUGGCGCCCCCGUGGGCGGGGUCCUGUUCAGCCUGGAGGAAGGCGCCUCUUUCUGGAACCAGUUCCUGACCUGGAGGAUCUUCUUCGCUUCCAUGAUCUCCACCUUCACCCUCAACUUCGUCCUGAGCAUCUACCACGGGAACGCCUGGGACCUGUCCAGCCCCGGCCUCAUCAACUUCGGGAGGUUUGACUCGGAGACCAUGGUGUACACCAUCCACGAGAUCCCCAUCUUCAUCGCCAUGGGUGUGGUGGGUGGCAUCCUCGGGGCCGUGUUCAACGCCUUGAAUUACUGGCUGACCAUGUUCCGGAUCAGGUACAUCCACCGGCCCUGCCUCCAGGUGAUCGAGGCCAUGCUGGUGGCCGCCGUCACGGCCACGGUCGCCUUUGUGCUGAUCUACUCGUCGCGGGACUGCCAGCCCCUGCAGGGGAGCUCCGUGUCCUACCCGCUCCAGCUCUUCUGUGCGGACGGCGAGUACAACUCGAUGGCCGCCGCCUUCUUCAACACCCCAGAGAAGAGCGUGGUCAGCCUCUUCCACGACCCCCCAGGCUCCUACAACCCCAUGACCCUCGGCCUCUUCACGCUGGUCUACUUCUUCUUGGCUUGCUGGACAUACGGACUGACAGUGUCUGCCGGCGUCUUCAUCCCGUCCCUGCUAAUCGGCGCUGCCUGGGGCCGGCUUUUCGGCAUCUCCCUGUCCUAUGUCACUGGGGCCGCGAUCUGGGCUGACCCUGGCAAGUACGCCCUGAUGGGAGCGGCUGCCCAGCUCGGCGGGAUUGUGAGGAUGACGCUGAGCCUGACAGUCAUCAUGAUGGAGGCCACCAGCAACGUGACCUACGGCUUCCCCAUCAUGCUGGUCCUCAUGACAGCCAAGAUCGUGGGGGACGUCUUCAUAGAGGGCCUGUACGACAUGCACAUCCAGCUGCAGAGUGUGCCCUUCCUGCACUGGGAGGCCCCGGUCACCUCGCACUCGCUCACCGCCAGGGAGGUGAUGAGCACACCGGUCACCUGCCUGCGCCGGCGGGAGAAGGUGGGCGUCAUCGUGGACGUGCUGAGCGACGUGGCGUCCAACCACAACGGCUUCCCUGUGGUCGAGCCUGCGGACGACACCCAGCCGGCCAGGCUCCGGGGCCUCAUCCUGCGCUCCCAGCUCAUUGUCCUGCUGAAGCACAAGGUCUUCGUGGAGCGGUCCAGCAGAGGCCUGGUGCGGCGGCGGCUGCGGCUGAAGGACUUCCGGGACGCCUACCCGCGCUUCCCCCCGAUCCAGUCCAUCCACGUGUCGCAGGACGAGCGGGAGUGCACCAUGGACCUCUCCGAGUUCAUGAACCCCCCCUACACCGUGCCCCAGGACGCGUCUCUGCCGCGGGUGUUCAAGCUGUUCCGGGCUGGCCUGCGGCACCUGGUGGUGGUGGACAACCUC